Molecule: messenger RNA, 512 nt
Organism: Ailuropoda melanoleuca (giant panda)
Lineage: Eukaryota; Metazoa; Chordata; Mammalia; Carnivora; Ursidae
Gene: SPATA45
Product: spermatogenesis associated 45
Exons: 4
Coding region: 170-466 (98 amino acids)
Source: RefSeq, a predicted model, not a curated record
CUUCAGUAAGCUGACCCAACCAGUGGACUUCAAAUACGCUUUGGGUUGCUGUACAUUAAAGCCCUAAAAUUUUGGGAGCAGACCUAAGUUCAACUUUCACCAAGGAGUCAAGCUGGAAGCCAAGUUCUCAGGACAGUAAGAAUUACUUGAUGAUUAGUUUGUCAGCAUAAUGACUGCUAAGAACAGAACCAGUGAAAUAAUUACAAAGCUCAAAGAAAGCAGACGACGUCUCCUGGAGGAGAUAAAUGAAAAGCGUGACUCUAACUGCCUUGUGGAAAGAAGCAACCAAGUCAGUUUACUGAGAGUUCAAAAGAGGCAUUUCAGUGGUGCCUAUAUGUCCUCUACUCACGCCCACAUCAAACAAUCGGUUCCUGAUAGUGGAAGGAGCUCCUGGGUCACACUGGGUCUCCUUGCUCACACGGAGAAAAAGCACUUUCCUGCAAAAAAUAAUGCCAUAUUUGGAUAAAGCGCAUCUCCAGAGACACACAGAAAUAAAAUCUCUUUGAUCCUUC